UUCUCCUACUCCCCCACUUCCCACUGACGGCAUGAGACGGCAUUCUGUAGAUGAGAAUGCCUCUGACAUCUCCAGUUCUCCUACUCCCCCACUUCCCACUGACGGCAUGAGACGGCAUUCUGUAGAUGAGAAUGCCAUCUCCUCCUGUUCCACUCCCCUUCCCUCUGACGAUAAAACGAAACGACGCAGAAGGAGACAGAGACAGAAGGAGAGACAGAGGCAUUCUGUAGAUGAGAAUGCCAUCUCCUGUUCUCCUACUCCCCCACUUCCCACUGACGGCAUGAGACGGCAUUCUGUAGAUGAGAAUGCCAUCUCCUCCUGUUCCACUCCCCUUCCCUCUGACGAUAAAACGAAACGACGCAGAAGGAGACAGAGACAGAAGGAGAGACAGAGGCAUUCUGUAGAUGAGAAUGCCAUCUCCUGUUCUCCUACUCCCCCACUUCCCACUGACGGCAUGAGACGGCAUUCCUUCACCAUUCCCCCUCCCUUCCCCGGCCUUCCCUUCCUCCUCUCUGGCAUCAUUAACUCUGCCCAGGAAAAAAAUAGAAAUACAGUGAUACAGCAAAAUGGGAGACAGAGACAGAGGGAGGAGAGACGACAUUCUCCUGUUCCCUCUGACGAUAAAACGAGACAUCUCUGACAUCUGUUCUCCUUCUGGCAUCACUGUCCAAGAAAAAUAACAGACGUCAGAAAAGGAGGAGAGACAAAGGGAAAAUAAGCUAAAACCUAGGACAAAUAACCUAGGCAAUGAUAGCAAAUAAUAACCUACUAAAGAUGUAAACAGUGAUGUCCAAAUCUAUAGACAAAUGAUGUGUCUAAGCUACAUAGACAACCUAUAGAGAGAAGAGAUGACAACGGAAGGAGGGAAGAGAUAGAGAAGAACAAAACGAGGUGAGAAAAAAAAUAAUGGAGAACCUUAUAAUGAGAGAGAGAGAAAGACGGUUUGU
Penaeus vannamei (Pacific white shrimp) is the source of this 947-nucleotide messenger RNA. Lineage: Eukaryota; Metazoa; Arthropoda; Malacostraca; Decapoda; Penaeidae. The record is from RefSeq and is a predicted model, not a curated record.